AGAAACGUUUUUCUUUAGGGUCACCUGAACAGUCUCUGAGCUUUGAAGCUGUGUAAAUUGUUGAGCCAAAGAGCACAGCUAUCCGUAGGUCGAAAUUUCUGUGGUUUGUUGUGACUGACGCUAGAGCAAUGAGUGCAACAUUACAACCUUACCUCGAAGCUGUUCGUCAUACUCUUCAAGCGGCAUUAUGUCUGGAACAGUUCAGUUCUCAGGUGGUUGAGCGGCACAUGAAGCCAGAGGUUGAAGUUCGCACAUCAAAGGAGCUCCUGAUGACCCCUGUUGUUGUAGCUCGUAAUAAACAAGAGCGAGUCCUCAUCGAACCUUCUAUCAACUCCGUAAGGGUAUCGAUUUCGAUAAAGCAAUCGGAUGAAAUCGAGCGCAUUCUUUGCCAUAAAUUCACACGAUUUAUGUGUCAACGAGCGGAUAGUUUCUUUGUUUUGAGGCGCAAACCUUUACCAGGAUAUGAUAUAUCUUUUCUGAUUACUGCCUCGCACACUGAAACGAUGUACAAGCAUAAGCUUGUUGACUUCUUGCUUCAUUUCAUGCAGGAAAUUGAUAAGGAAAUCAGUGACAUGAAGUUGGCACUGAAUGCUCGAGCACGCGUUUCUGCAGAGGAGUUCCUGAAGCGUUUCAAUUAA
Molecule: messenger RNA, 638 nt
Organism: Cylicocyclus nassatus
Lineage: Eukaryota; Metazoa; Nematoda; Chromadorea; Rhabditida; Strongylidae
Source: the annotation of a GenBank genome assembly